Thrips palmi is the source of this 717-nucleotide messenger RNA. RefSeq lists its product as uncharacterized. Lineage: Eukaryota; Metazoa; Arthropoda; Insecta; Thysanoptera; Thripidae. The coding region runs from base 1 to 546 and encodes 181 amino acids. The record is from RefSeq and is a predicted model, not a curated record. The transcript is spliced from 5 exons.
AUGCUUAAAUUCCAGUUCGCGGAGAUCGUGAACGAGGACGGCUCGGUGCGGCGACUGCGGUACCCGGUGGCCGACAAGUACCGCCAGUGCCUGCAGGGCAACCUCUCGCGUCUGGCCCGCGACGUCCAGGACUUCCCCGCCGAGCCCAGCCACCUCAACUUCAACUCCUGCCAGCUCAACCGCCACCUGCGGCACGGCGAAACGCCAAACUCGUUCCUGCCGCGCGCCUGCACCGACGCGCGCGUGUCGCUGACGCCCUUCCUGCGCUGGAAGCUGCCCGAGCUGCGCGGCGGCAACCACUACACCAGCUGCCUGUGCAUGAAGAGGAACGGCAUGCAGGUGUGGUGCCCGCGCUGGGGCUGCCGGGGCUCCUUCCGCUGCCUGGCCAGUCGGCCCGGCCUGCCGCUCGGGGCGGCCGCCCCCCGCGACCCCGACCUGCCCGUCGAACCCACGUGCUGCGAGUCCUGGGGGCAGCGCGGCAAGGAGGCGGACCUGCAGCUGUACCUCGUCAGGAAGGACCCCGUCGUCCCCAGGGGCCUCUACUAGAGUCACGGCCAGGCUGACGAGCUGCUUUCAUUGAAGAUUUAUCUACUCGCCUGGUGUGAGGUUAUGUCCGUCUAUCAUGUAAAUAAACACAGCAGCAGACGGCGAGCAGACUAGGACGACUACGACCUGCUGCAAGAUCCAUUCAACUGUGUGCUGUUAGGUCACUAGAAC